UACAGCGAGAAGAAGAAGAAAACACAUUCACGCGAGAGAGUGCUCACGCUAUGGCUUUUACGCUCAAGAGUGAACUCAUCAUCUCCCUUGUUCUAAUUCUUGGCGCUUGGGCGUGGCAUGCGAUGUCGGUCCGCCCGUUGCACGAUCCCACCGUUGCUGAGCAGCAUGAGCAAUGGAUGGCCAAUUACGGCCGGACCUACAAUGAUCUACAGGAGAAGGCGAAGCGCCAGGCGAUUUUUGCAAAGAACUUGCAGUUCAUUGAAGAUUUCAACAAGUCCGGGAAUCGGACCUUCCAGUUAGGUCUCAACCAAUUCUCAGACUUGACCAACGAGGAGUUUGUCCGAAGCCAUACUGGGUACUUGGCACCCAAGCAAUCUAAGCCUGCCACGUCCUUUAGCCACCAAAAUCUGACUGGAGAUGUUCCUGAUAACAUCGAUUGGGUAAAGAAAGGUGUCGUAAACGCGAUUAAGGACCAAGGCAACUGUGGAUCCUGCUGGGCAUUCUCAGUCGUUGCAGCAGUAGAAGGGAUCGUGGGUAUCACCAAUGGUACACUGCCAGUACUCUCCGAGCAACAGCUAAUAGACUGUGAUACCACAAACUACGGCUGCAGUGGCGGUUACCCAGACAAUUCUUUCAAGUACAUUGUCGAAAACCAAGGAAUUGCGUCCGAGGAUAGCUAUCCAUAUGAAGGAGUGGACGGGACCUGCGAUGCAACAAAAGCAGCAGAACACGCGGCACAGAUCAAGGGUUUCACGGAUGUCCCAUCUGGUGAGGACGAGCUCAUGAAGGCAGUUGCGCAGCAGCCGGUCUCAGUCAUAAUCUCAUCAGGCUGCCAAGAGUUCCAGAGCUAUAGUGGAGGCGUGUUCAAUAGCGAAUGCGGCCAGCAGCUAGACCAUGCAGUCGUCGUGGUUGGGUACGGGACAAGCGAGGAAGGAACCGACUUCUGGAAGAUCAGGAACUCGUGGGGCGAGCAAUGGGGUGAACGCGGUUACAUGAGGAUUCAAAGAGGCCGUGGUAGUUCUGAAGGAAUAUGCAGAGUCGCAUCGAAAGCUUCUUAUCCAACUGCUUGAGAGUACCAAUUACAACAUACAUAAACCCAUCACAUGGGUCAUGCGAUUAUGAGUUGCGGUUUGUGUUGUUACUUAUAUUUCAUGUGCUUUUAGCAAUCGUUGUGUGCUUGUACGAGGCUACUUUCUAGCCACUAAAUUAUAUGGCGGACUACGAAUUAAUGUCCGUAAAAUAUUAAUCAACUUCUUAUUGAAUGUUCGA
This is a messenger RNA of Eucalyptus grandis, 1269 nucleotides long. RefSeq names its product ervatamin-B. Bases 51 to 1070 code for a protein of 339 amino acids. NCBI's taxonomy places the organism in Eukaryota, Viridiplantae, Streptophyta, Magnoliopsida, Myrtales, Myrtaceae. The transcript is spliced from 2 exons. The record is from RefSeq and is a predicted model, not a curated record. Gene Ontology annotation, molecular function: cysteine-type endopeptidase activity. Gene Ontology annotation, cellular component: lysosome.